AUGAACGGAGAUAAGGCUCCGGUCACGAGAGCCUUCUUCAUCGCGAGCGUCCUCUUCACUGUCUUCUUCGGGAUCAGGAGAGGAGGAGGCUCUUCUUCCAAGCUCGGUUUGUCUUACCAGGAUAUCUUUGAGAAGUUUGGGAUAUGGAAGUUAAUCAUUUGGAACUUUUCCUUCUCGUCAACCUUGGAAUUGUUUUUCGGCUUGUAUUUGCUCUACUACUUCCGAGUCUUUGAGAGACUGUUUGGUUCUAACAAGCGCUCGGUUUUCAUCUUGUUCUCUGGGAUUGUAUCACUAAUACUAGAGACCAUUUUGUUAUCACUCUUUAAAGAUCCUACAAACCUAGUGGCAUCUGGACCAUACGCCUUCAUAUUUGCUUCCUUUGUAUCCUUCUACUUGGACAUACCGAUUUUAAAGAGGUUUCAUCUGUUUGGUGUACACUUCUCUGAUAAGUCAUCCAUAUAUCUUGCUGGUGUCCUGCUUUUACUAUCAUCUUGGCAAAGAUCCAUCAUACCUGCAAUCUGCGGCAUAAUUGCUGGUUCCUUGUAUCGGUUGAACAUCUUUGGUAUCCGCAAGGCAAAGUUCCCUGAGCUCAUCGCUUCCUUCUUUUCCCGACUUUCUUCGCCUUCCUUGAACAGCCACUCUCAAGCACCAUCACCCAACUUAGGUCCCCAAGCAGUGAGAUCUCCAGUGCCGUCUUCAAGCAUAGAGCCAUCUAUGGCAGCCAUAGGGGCUAUGGUAUUAAUGGGAUUUGACCAGAACGAAGCUAGACAGGUCCUCGUAGACAUCAGAAAUGAUGUCAACGCAGCCAAAUACUCGAAGCACAUUAGGAUGUUGAUAGAUUAA
Eruca vesicaria subsp. sativa (arugula) is the source of this 843-nucleotide messenger RNA. NCBI's taxonomy places the organism in Eukaryota, Viridiplantae, Streptophyta, Magnoliopsida, Brassicales, Brassicaceae. The record is from the annotation of a GenBank genome assembly.